This is a messenger RNA of Suillus paluster, 2796 nucleotides long. RefSeq lists its product as uncharacterized. Bases 1 to 2796 code for a protein of 931 amino acids. The transcript is spliced from 13 exons. NCBI's taxonomy places the organism in Eukaryota, Fungi, Basidiomycota, Agaricomycetes, Boletales, Suillaceae. The record is from RefSeq and is a predicted model, not a curated record.
AUGUGGCCUGACAGCCUUGGGCUUUGUCAUUGUUGCCUGGGCUUCUUCCAUGUUGGCCUGCAGUUCUGCAAGCCGGUUAAGCCCCGCCACAGCCAGCGCUUCUUUGGCUUCUUGAGCAGCUUUGAGACGCUUCUCAUCAGCUGCCUUUGCUUUGGGCAUCCGGUGUUUCUGUUGGGCAUCCAGCACAAUUUGACCAGGGACGACAAGCUUCUAGGUCAACCAAAUGGUGAUGAUGAUGAGGCAUUACAAGCUUCUCCUCCUCCCAACGUACACAUGGAAUUCUUUGGGCCUGGAAACUUGCUCUAUCGCAACUACCAUACAUUGUUGGAUGGUCGACCUUGUGAUAAACAUGGCCAUUUUCUCCCCAAGGAAUUCGAAACAGCCAAGUUUUUCUACAUAAAAAAUCAGAUGCCAGCAGGACAAAUUGACCAUCUUCUCGACCUGUGGGCGACAACACUUUUAAAGUCCGGCGGCAGCCCACCCUUUGCAGAUCACAAAGACCUCUAUGCGACAAUUGAUUCAAUCGCACUAGGCGACAUGAAGUGGGAGGGCUUCUCGUGCACAUACACAGGCGAGAAACCUGACAGCUACCCACCCUGGAUGGAUGGGACUUAUGAUGUCUGGUACCGAGAUCCUCAGGAGGUUGUUCUCAACAUGUUGGCGAAUCCGGCAUAUGCUAAUGAAAUGGAUUACCGGCCUUAUUGCGAGUACGCUACCAAUGGAGAUGAACAGCAGUUACGAGAUUUUAUGUCGGCUGAUUGGGCUUGGAAUCAGGCAGAUAUCAUUGCUGGAGACCCAGAAACAAUUGGCUCCACCUUUGUGCCCAUCAUCCUCGGAAGUGACAAGACGACGGUUUCUGUUGCAACAGGCAACAAUGAGUACUACCCACUUUAUCUUUCGAUCGGAAAUGUUCAUAACAAUGUUUGCCCUACAAAUAAACACACAGAUGACCCAAAGUUUCGCAAAUUCCAUCGCCAAUUAUUCCAUUCAUCACUGUCUAGGAUACUCGCAUCACUUCAGCCUGGGAUGUCAAAACCUGAAAUCAUGAAGUUUGGAGAUGGUCAUUUUUGGCGCGUAAUUUACAGACUGGGGCCAUACAUUUCCGAUUAUGAGGAGCAAGUUCUCCUUGCAUGCAUAGUCCGCUUCGUGACAAAAUAUUUAUGCAGCUCUCAUCAUGAUAAUCUCGAUGCUCCCUCAGUCCUUCGGUGCCACGAAUACCAUGAAGCCCUGUUUGAAGCGGGUACUUAUGGAGAACUGUGGACAGAGUUUGGAAUAGUCACUGAUUUAAUUCCUUUCACAAACAACUUCCCACACACCGACAUUCAUGAAACAAUGGCCCCAGACAUCCUACAUCAAGUUAUCAAAGGCGCGUUUAAGGACUAUCUUGUGGAUUGGGUGGAGAAAUACCUUGUGCUUACUCACAGGAGGACUGAAGCGGACCGUAUCUUAGAUGAUAUUGAUCACAGGAUUGUGACCAUUGCCUCAUUUUCUGGUCUGCGCCACUUUCCGCAAGGAUGUGGCUUCAAGCAAUGGACAGGGGAUGACUGCAAAGCCCUCAUGAAGGUUUACAUUCCCGUGAUUGAGGGUCACGUACUGACAGAUGUUGUUCACACAUUCCGUGCAUUGCUAGAGUUCUGCUACCUUGUACGUCAAAACACCAUCACAGAGCGCACCCUGGACGAAAUUCAAGAUGCCGUCUCUCGUUUCCAUCAAUACCGUGAGGUUUUCAAGACUUCUGGUGUCAUUCCAACGUUUUCACUGCCACAACAACACUCUCUUAUGCACUACACACAUGUUAUCCGGCUCUUUGGCACCCCCAAUGGACUUUGCUCAUCAAUUACCGAGAGCAAACACAUCAAGGCUGUGAAGGACCCGUGGAGGCAGUCAAGUAGAUACAAAGUGCUUGGUCAGAUGCUGGUCACAAACCAGCGUCUUAGUGAACUCGCCGCUGCGUGUGUUGAUUUUGAAAGCCAUGGAAUGUUGAAGGGUACCUGCCUUUCAGCCGAACUCAAGGCUCUCAGUAUGUCAGACAAUCCCAAUGUCCCUAAUGAUGAAGACCCCAAUGACCCCCCACCAAACCAAGCGAGUAAUCUUGAGGACAGCAACGACUUAACGAUUGACCAUGGCCCGACCAUUCUACAAGCACACACUCGACUCGCUCGAACAUUUAAUGCAGCAUCAUGCGCAGAAACAAAGCGUGCCCGCAAUGUAUUGGCUCUCGCUGACGAAUUGCACCUUCCAUCUCUCCCUGCCUUAAUCUGCCACUUUCUUUAUGAGCAAACACGCCCAGACAACACACUCAACAUGUAUGACAUCCCUCUUGCUGCCUGCCCCAGGUAUGAAGGAAAGAUAUCAGUCUUCAACUCCGUGUGCUCAAGAUUCUAUGUACCAAGUGACCUUUCCAGGAUUGGUGGCAUGCAAGUAGAACAUAUCCAUUCCUGCCCUAUGUGGCGGAACGAGUUUUCUCGUCAUGAUUGCGUAUUUGCAUUUUUUUCAUUCAAUUAUGCAGGAACAGUGUACCCAUGUGCCGUUGUGCACUGGUUCGAUGUCAUUGGGGGCUCACCUGACCCAGAGACGGGAAUGUGGGUGGUUCAGCCCAGCCUACAAUGCCAACCGUGCGCCUACACACACUAUCAUACAUGCAGGACACCAUCUACCAUGCUGCUCACCUCAUCCCUAUCUACUGGCAACCAAUUCGUUCAUCUCGACAUCACGUUGCACGUGUCCUAUGAUGCUUUUCGAGCUUAUCAUGUUAACAAGUAUGUUGAUCAUCACACAUUUGAAAUCGCAUCAUAA